Cololabis saira (Pacific saury) is the source of this 2910-nucleotide messenger RNA. RefSeq names its product nicotinamide phosphoribosyltransferase 2 (gene nampt2). The coding region runs from base 190 to 1659 and encodes 489 amino acids. Lineage: Eukaryota; Metazoa; Chordata; Actinopteri; Beloniformes; Belonidae. The transcript is spliced from 11 exons. The record is from RefSeq and is a predicted model, not a curated record. Gene Ontology annotation, biological process: NAD+ biosynthetic process. Gene Ontology annotation, molecular function: nicotinamide phosphoribosyltransferase activity.
UCCCCCCGCCCCCCAGCCGAGCCCUGCGGUCCAGACCUGGGCACUGACUCGGACCCGGACACGCUGCCGGACUCAGACCACCAGCACUGCACUCGACGAGAGGCUCUGGUCCGCCUGAACACGUCCUGCCCCGGCCCGGUCCACAGUUGGCUGAAAGAGACUCGAGUGACAUUUAAUUCAUCUGAAACAAUGGCAGCGCAGGACUUUAAUUUCUUGCUCGCGACGGAUUCGUAUAAGAUCACACACUACAAGCAGUAUCCUCCAAACGUCAGCAAGAUCUACUCCUACUUUGAAUGCAGACGCAAAAAAGGCUCCCAGUUCAGUGAAGUGGUUUUCUUCGGGCUCCAGUAUCUGCUCAAGAAGUACCUGACAGGGCCCGUGGUCACGGAGGAGAAGAUCCAGGAGGCCAAGCUUUUCUACCAGAUGCACUUCAAGCAGGCCGUGUUCGAUGAAGACGGCUGGAGGCAGAUCCUGGAGAAACAUGACGGUCGCCUGCCGAUCCGGAUCAAAGCUGUGCCCGAGGGGAGGAUCAUUCCUCGAGGAAACGUCCUCUUCACUGUGGAAAACACAGACCCCAGCUUCUACUGGCUCACCAACUACAUCGAGACGAUGCUGGUCCAGAUGUGGUACCCCAUCACCGUAGCAACCAUAUCCAGGGAGUUUAAGAAGAUCUUGGCCAAACACCUGAAGGCCACGUCGGGGAGUCUGGAGGGCCUGGACCUGAAACUGCACGACUUCGGCUACAGAGGAGUCUCGUCCCAGGAGUCUGCAGCGUUGGGCGGAGCAGCUCACCUAGUUAAUUUCUGCAGCACGGACACCGUAGCGGGGCUGCUGAUGGCUCAGAGAUAUUAUGGCUGUCCCAUGGCGGGUUUCUCCAUCCCAGCAGCCGAGCACAGCACCAUCAUCUCCUGGGGCCGGAACAGGGAGAAGGACGCCUUUGAGCGAAUCCUGGACCAGUUCUCGUCCGGCCCGGUGUCCGUGGUCAGCGACAGCUACGACAUCUUUAACGCCUGUAAGCACAUCUGGGGAGACAAGCUGAAGGAGCAGGUGAUGGAGCGGAGCCAGGACUCGUGUCUGGUGAUCCGGCCGGACUCCGGAGACCCGGCCGAGACGCUGAUCGAGGUCAUCAAGAUCUUGGAGGAGCGGUUCGGCUGUUCUCUGAACUCCAUGGGGUACAAGGUUCUGCCGUCGUACCUGCGGAUCAUCCAGGGGGACGGCAUCGACCUCGUCUCUGUGGACCAGAUCCUGCAGAAGCUGAGUGACGAGGGCUGGAGCGCCGAGAACGUGCUGUUCGGCUGCGGCAGCGCUCUGCUGCAGAAGCUCAACCGAGACACGCUGAGCUGCGCCUUCAAGUGCAGCUACGUGGAGAACAACGGCAAGGGGAUGGAUGUGUACAAGCAGCCGGUCACCGAUCUGUCCAAGAGGUCAAAGAGGGGGCGCUUAUCCCUGAGGAGGAACUCGGACGGGUUCCUGGAGACUGUGGAGAGAGGAGCUGGCAAGCCCGAGGAGGACCUGCUGGUGACCGUGUUUGAGAACGGCAGCCUGCUGCAGGACUACUCCCUGGAGGAGAUCAGGAAGAACGCGCGGCUGAGUGACGAGGAUCUGGGCCAGCAGCAGCAGGAGCUGCAGCACAACCACAUCAUCAACGGGGUUCACUAGAGACAAACGUCCCGGCCCGGGUUCCACACGGGGCGUUCCAGGAACGCUCCCGUCACCACCAGCCCAGGAGACUCUUCCCUCACUCCCACCUCUCACACGGAGGAGUGUACGCUGUCGCACGUGCCGUCACGUGACCGCGGCCCAAGCUCAGGGUCAGACACUAAGCUAAGUUACUCGGGUCGUUUCUGGAAGGUCUUCCCGGCGAGUCCGACGCUGCUGAUCAACACUGGAAUGCUGUUUUCAUAUUGUUCAGCAGAUAUUUGAAUCUUUAUCAGCUUUUGUUUCACGUAGAGUCAAGAAAAAUGAAAUAAAUGAAUAAAUGCAGCGCCGCCGCACCACCACCAGGGAGGGACAGAUGCAACAGACGCCUCAACCGCCAGGCGUGGAAACGGGUCACACCCAUGUGCACGUGCUGGUAUUUAAUGAUGCCACCACCGUAUUUAUUGACGAGCACUGCCGGCCACAUGAAGCACACGUGACUGCACUGCCACAGAAGUAGUAGAAGUAGUUGGAUCUAUUUCACACAGUUUGACUAUAACUAUGCAUUUUUUCUGUCUAACGGCACUUGAGAUUUUAAGUGUCAGCUUCUGGGACUGAUGAUAGUAGCACAUGUAGGAAUAUUUAGUGUUUUAAAGCAAAUACGCCUCUCCAGUAAUCUGUCAUCUGUAAUCUGUCAGUAAUCUAAGUGUAACUCUGCAGAGCCAUUCUCACUGUCGGGCUCAAAGGUUUCAUAUCAUUCACAAAGAAACACGUGGACUUCCUGCUUCAGAUCAUUUAGGAUUGCAAAUGUCAGAAUACAGAGAAUUUUUACAGAUCUUUUUAUUUAUAUGAUUUUCUUAAAGGGGACCUAUUAUGAAAAACACGUUUUAUCCGCCAUUUUUCGUAGAGGUGUAUCGUGAUGGCGUCUGUUCGACCUAGACAUGCAAAUUGCUCUGUUGUUGGUUGUAAAAACCAACACAAAUGUCUGUAUUCUGUCUUUGUGCACUCCCCCCUGCUACGCAUCAUUCAGGCAGCCAAUCAGCACAGAGCCUCAUUAUCAUAGCCCCGCCCACUCAGAAUCCUGCAUAGAUAAUGAGGUUAGAGAAUGGGAAGAUAAAGACAUGGCUCAGAGGCUGAAUUUCUAAUUUAUUUAGCAAAAACAAUCAAAAGCUUGUUUUUAAGACAUUCAAGGCCUGUUUAAAAUAAGUAUUAGAUGCCAUAAUAGGUCCCCUUUAAGUUACAUUUAAUCAAUAUUUGGUUGGAUUGUUUUUU